Molecule: messenger RNA, 1689 nt
Organism: Clonostachys solani
Lineage: Eukaryota; Fungi; Ascomycota; Sordariomycetes; Hypocreales; Bionectriaceae
Source: the annotation of a GenBank genome assembly
AUGACUCCAAAACCGCGUUGCGAGCCCCGAGAAAACGAGCUCACUUCAGCUGAGAGUCCACUCCUUGACGCUGAAAGGCCAGCAGGGUACACGAGCCUUCCUUUACCUGAAGAACCUCAAGCCGUUUCAUGGGCAUCUAUACCGAAGAAAGGCCAAUUGGCUAUCAUCGUACUGGCUCGACUGGCAGAGCCCCUGAGCGAGCGUUCACUGACAUCGUACCUCUUCUACCAGCUACGAUGGCUCAGCCCGGGGCUUGAACCAUCUGAAAUUGCGAAACAAGCGGGAUAUCUAACUGCUGUGUUUGCUGCUGCCCAGUGUUUGACAUCCAUGUGGUGGGGACGAGCUGCAGAUCACCCUCACCUGGGACGCAAACGAGUUCUGAUAAUUGGUCUUUCUGGGUCUGCUUUGUCUGCGCUUGGGAUGGGCUUCUCGACAUCGAUCUACUUUGUGUUUUUGUUUCGAUUCCUGGCUGGCGCUCUCAAUGGAAAUGUUGGCGUGCUUAGAACGAUGAUAUCCGAGAUUAUUGAUGACAAACGGCAAGUUGAGUUUUGUUUCAGCAUUCGUCAACCAAAUUCUAACAUCUCUCAUAGAUACCAGUCUCGAGCCUUUCUUCUUCUACCAAUGUGCUUUAAUGUCGGUGUCAUCAUUGGGCCACUUCUCAGUGGGUUUCUUGCCGACCCCAUUCACUCCCUCCCGAACGUAUUCGGGCCCGGGUCAGCAAUUGGUGGCACCGAUGGCGUUUGGUGGAUGGCAAAGUUCCCAUACGCGCUACCGAACUUGCUUUUCUCGACCAUCCUCAGUAUGGCAGCUCUUGGAAUUGUUCUCGGCCUUGAUGAAACCCACCCACAGCGACGCCAUUUGCCGGAUUUUGGACGUAAGCUCGGGAGGCUCCUGACGGGAAGACUGCUAAAGCAUCAAGAACCUGGAUACGUGCUCAUCUCAGACGAUGAUUAUUCUGGGACAACCGUCUGCAAUGACGAUCAUGAGGCAACAGGCGCCGAUCGACCGAAGCUCGUUGACAAACCACGGCCCCCUUUUAAAGCUAUAUUCACAAAACAGGUGACUCUGGCAUUGAUGCUACUGUUUUUGCAAUCAAUCCAUGUCUCCGCGUUCAAUUCCAUCUUGUUCAGUCUUCUCCCCACUCCGAAAGCAGCGAAAGACGGCUUUGAGCUACCAUUCCGCUUCACCGGUGGCCUCGGACUCUCCACGCAGAAAAUAGGAUUUGCUAACACAACGAUCGGACUUAUUGGACUCCCGCUACAGCUGAUUCUCUACCCAAUCAUCACGUCUCGAAUUGGGGUCAAGAGAUCGUAUCGCAUGUUUCUCCCGGCUAGCAUUGGCGCAUACGUCCUCCUCCCUUACCUGGUGCUGCUGCCCGAGGACACAAGAAUCAUCUGGACGUGUCUAUCCGUCGUACUGGUCUUACAGGUUGUCUCUCGAACAUUUGUCAACCCAGCUACGGUGAUCCUAGUCAACAAUUCUGCACCGAGUCCCAAUCUGCUUGGCUCUGUGCACGGGUUCGCAACCAGCGUCUCAAGCGCUGCUCGCAUUGUAGGUCCGACGGUCGGUGGCUCGAUGCUGGGAUGGGGUCUCUCGCACAAUUUUGUUGCUUUGCCUCUCUGGAUACUGACCAUCCUGGCCGCCAUGAACUGGAUGCUCCUCGUGUAUAUCCAGGAGGUGCAAAUGUAA